Lodderomyces elongisporus is the source of this 1146-nucleotide messenger RNA. RefSeq names its product triglyceride lipase (gene TGL2). Lineage: Eukaryota; Fungi; Ascomycota; Pichiomycetes; Serinales; Debaryomycetaceae. Bases 1 to 1146 code for a protein of 381 amino acids. The transcript has a single exon. The record is from RefSeq and is a predicted model, not a curated record. Gene Ontology annotation, molecular function: triacylglycerol lipase activity. Gene Ontology annotation, biological process: lipid metabolic process.
AUGAAGGGUUCAACUAGGCUUUUUUUUCGCUUAAGCCAGCCCAUUUUGAAAAAUGAAGAUUAUAUUACCUCGAAAUAUAGACACUUGAAAUCUGAAUACAAAACUCCCAAAUAUCCACUCGUUUUGUGCCACGGGUUCUCUGGGUUUGAUAAAUUGACACUUUUUGCCAAACCACAAUUGGCUUUUGAUCAAGCUAUUCUGGCAGCAGAGCAGUUGAAGAAAUCCAGCGAGGAGAAGAGAAGAGAAAAGGAGCAUAAUCAGGCUCAGCUGUUGAUCUCAUUGAGUUAUUGGCGUGGUAUUCAGGAGGCAUUGGAGAAUCUAGGGUCCACUGUUUUCAUAGCAAAAGUUCCUGCAUUUGGAGAUAUCAAAAGCCGAGCAAUAAGUUUAGACAAGUUUAUCACUAAGCAAUGUAAGAUACUUCGUGAGUCCGAGUCAAAGAAAAGUAUUUAUAAUGACGAGAAACACAAGAACGAAGCUGAUCCAAGAACAUUUAAGCAGAAAAAUCAACCUAUAAAGAUUAAUCUCAUAAGCCAUUCAAUGGGAGGUCUCGAUUGUCGAUACCUUAUAUCCAAGGUGCAUCGCAAAGAUGAAAUAUAUAGAAUUGUUUCACUAACUACAAUUUCAACUCCACACCAUGGUUCAGAAGUUGCUGAUUUUAUAGUUGACCAAGUGGGCCAGAAUUCCGUUCUCGAACAGAUAUGCCCGAGAUCGAUAUACGAAUUAACGACAAAAAAGAUGAAGGAAUUUAACAAGGAUGUAGUGGAUGUCCCCAAUGUGAAGUAUUUUUCAUUUGGAGCUAAAUUCAACCCCCGAUGGUAUAAUUUAUUUAACGUUACAUGGCUUAUUAUGAAACACGAAAUUGAAAAGAAUGCUUCCAAAAAGGCAUUAAAAGAAGACAAGACACGAGCAAACAAUUGUAUUGACAAGAACAAGUUGAUUGAUAAUGAUGGUUUGGUAAGCGUGGAGAGCUCCAAAUGGGGGCAAUAUAUUGGUACUUUGGAUAACGUUGAUCAUCUAGAUUUGAUAAACUGGACAAAUCAGGCGAGGUUGGAAUUCGACAAACUUAUGUGGGCACAGGACCCUCCGUUCAACCCAAUUGCUUUGUACUUGGACAUUGCAGAUAAACUUGCUCAUAGAGGUUUAUAG